Manduca sexta (tobacco hornworm) is the source of this 1557-nucleotide messenger RNA. Its product is annotated as juvenile hormone epoxide hydrolase. Gene Ontology annotation, biological process: epoxide metabolic process. The record is from RefSeq and is a predicted model, not a curated record. Gene Ontology annotation, molecular function: epoxide hydrolase activity. Lineage: Eukaryota; Metazoa; Arthropoda; Insecta; Lepidoptera; Sphingidae.
UAUGAUUUCGUGGUUGCAGUGUGCGGGCGACCACUGAGCGCGCAGCACGUAGUGAUAACAUAUCGAUAACUGAUUAAAACUUAUCAAUUAGUAAGGUUUGGUGAUUUUGGAAGCCGGACAUUCGAAGCAGAAAACACGAUGGCGCGUCUUUUACUAAUCCUCAUCCCAGUGCUGGUAAUCGGCAUACCGCUGUACUUUCUAUUCUUCAAGAGUCCACCCCCCGUCCCUGACUUCGAUCUGAACGAGUGGUGGGGCCCCCAGAGCCUGAAAAGCAAACAGGACACCAGCGUGAGACCUUUCAGAAUCAGCUUCAGUGAUGCUAUGGUGAAAGAACUAAAAGACCGUCUCAAUAAAAGGCGUCGUCCACUGACGCCUCCUUUGGAAGGUGUCGGCUUCGAAUACGGGUUCAACUCAAACCAGAUAGAAGCUUGGACUAAGUACUGGGCAGAGGAGUACCCGUUUGCGGAGAGGGAAAAGUUCCUCAACAAGUACCCGCACUUCAAAACCAACAUCCAAGGACUCGACAUUCACUUCAUGAGGAUUAAACCUGAGGUGCCAGCGGGAGUAGAGACGGUGCCCGUGCUUCUGCUCCACGGCUGGCCCGGCUCCGUGCGCGAGUUCUACGAGGCGAUACCAAUCCUCACCGCCGUCAGCAAGGACAGGAACUUCGCCUUGGAACUCAUCGUGCCCAGUCUACCUGGAUACGGAUUCUCUGAUGCAGCUGUACGCCCAGGUCUUGGGGCUGCUCAGAUUGCCGUAGUCUGCAGAAACCUUAUGCAGCGUCUUGGAUUCAAGCGGUAUUACGUGCAAGGGGGCGACUGGGGUUCCGCCAUUGGAAGCAUCAUGGCCACUAUCUUCCCUCAGGAAGUCCUGGGCUUCCACGCCAAGAUUACCUUCAUUAUGAGCUCUACAGUAACAUUCUUGGAACUCCUGGGCUCCGUAUUUCCUUCACUGAUCGUCGAAUCUAAAUACGCAGACAGAAUGUAUCCCCUGGGGUCUAUGUAUGCUUACCUUCUUGAGGAGACAGGGUACAUGCAUAUUCAAUCCACCAAACCUGACACAGUCGGUAUCGCUUUAACAGACUCGCCAACUGGUCUACUCGCCUACAUCCUGGAGAAGUUCUCCACUUGGACCAACAAAGACUUCCGCUCCAAAGAGGACGGCAACCUCGGUUUUAGAUGGACUAAAGACCAGCUCCUGGAUAAUCUGAUGUUCUACUGGACUACUAAAUCGAUUACAACCUCCAUGAGGCUGUACUCUGAAACCUUGAACUCUAAGCACUUUGCUUUGCAGUUAGAUGAGAUCCCAACUCCAGUGCCAACAUGGGUAAUCCAAGCGAAGAACGAGAUAGCGUACUUGCCGCCUCUCAUGCUCAAGAUGAAGUUCCCGAACCUGGUGGGAGAGCGUGCGGUAGACGACGGUGGACACUUCCUCGCCUUCGAGCUGCCGAAACUCUUCGCUGAAGACGUGUUGACAGCUAUCCAGGAAUUCAGGAACCUGAAGAGUGCUAAGACUGAAUUCUAAUUUUACUAAUGACAUAAAUUAUGAUUACUAUAA